Molecule: messenger RNA, 1321 nt
Organism: Taeniopygia guttata (zebra finch)
Lineage: Eukaryota; Metazoa; Chordata; Aves; Passeriformes; Estrildidae
Source: RefSeq, a predicted model, not a curated record
CAGCCGGCGCGGCCCCGGUGGGAAGGAUCCCAAAGAUCCCAAAGAUCCCACGGAUCCCGUGGGUGCCAUGGAUGCCCCGAUCCCAGAGGAGAUCCAGCGGCUCCUGGAAGAGGCUGAGGAUUUCCUGGGCCGGGCUCUGCGGGAGGAGCCGCUGAGCGCGCGGGCGCGGGAGCAGCGCGACGCCAUCCUGGGCACCUUCCAGCGCCUCCGAGCCAGGUACCACCUGGAAUUCCCAUCCCGAGGUGGGGACGAGCGCGACGGACGCGACGGCUCCGAGGAGAAUCCUGGCUGGAAUUUCGGCCCUUCCCGGAUUUCCCCGGCUUCGUUCCCGACAGAAUUCCGGGAUGAGGGCCUGGAGGAGAUCCCACGGCCCAUCCAGGAUUCCGGGAAUAUUUUGAAGCAAGGAUACCUGGAGAAGAGAUCCCGAGAGCCCAGCUUUUUCGGCUCCGAGUGGCACAAGCGCUGGUGCGUCCUCACCCAACGGAAUUUCCUCUACUACGCCAACGAGAAAAGCAAGCAGCCCAAAGGCUCCUUUCCCAUCGAGCACUACCAGGCCCACCUGGAUUCCCAGCUCCGGAAAGAUUCCCGGAAAAAAUGCUGCUUCCAGCUGCUCUGUCCUGGAAAACGCUCCUACGAGUUCACAGCUCCGAGCCCGGCCGAGGCCCAGGAUUGGGUGGAGCAGAUCCAGUUCCUCCUCAAGGACCUGAGCUCCCUGACCAUUCCCUGCGAUGAGGAUGAGGAAGAGGAGGAGGAGGAGGAGGAGGAGGAGGAAGAGCUCUCCAAGGACCAGGACAGCUCCGAUUCCAUGAACAAUUCCCAGAAUUCCACCCUGAAUCCAGAGGAUCCGGAGCUGGAAGGCGAUGACAUCUACGAGGUGCUGCCAGAUGAGGAGCCGGAGCCGCCAUUCCUGGAGGAUGAGGAGGAUUUCGGGAGCGAGGAGGAAAAUUCCGACUGGGAUUACUCCAAUUAUUACCAGGGGUUGUGGGAUUGCCGCGGGGACAAUCCCGACGAGCUCUCCUUCCAGCGGGGCGACCUCAUCCGCAUCCUCAGCAAGGAGUACCCCGGGUACGGUUGGUGGGUCGGGGAGCUCGGCCGGGAAAUCGGGAUCGUCCCGAGGGAAUUCCUGAUGCCCGCCUUCGACCUGGAGCAGUGACCGGGACAGGGAUGGAUCCCACAGAUCCCAUGGAAUUCACGCAGCAGAGCCAUGCAUGGAGGACACGGUGCUGGAACUGAGCGGAUUUAUCCCAAAAAUCCCUCCUGGAGCCAUUCCAUGGGGAAACUGAGGCACGCAUCCUGCUUUUCCCAAAAAUCCCAAAUCCCC